Molecule: messenger RNA, 5968 nt
Organism: Aplysia californica (California sea hare)
Lineage: Eukaryota; Metazoa; Mollusca; Gastropoda; Aplysiida; Aplysiidae
Product: neurexin-1
Molecular function (GO): protein binding
Source: RefSeq, a predicted model, not a curated record
GGCAAAGGAGUUCUAACAAUUCUGUGGCUGGGAUCCAUAAGGCUUGUGAGAGUUCAAGGGUUGGAUUUUCAACGCCCCUUGAUUUCACGUUUUGAGACUUUUCACUGCACUCUGGAUAUGACCAGCUAAAACAAGAUGCAUGGACCAAAGGAAAUUUCAUAUACCCUCAAGAUUUUAAUAUUUGUUAUAAUCGUCCUUGGAGAAAUCCUCAAUGUUAGUGCUCAGAACUCCUCAGUGGCUGUGACCAACAGCCCUACUUCCAAGAAACAGAAGAUCAUUUACCUUGAUGGCAGGGCUUUCGUUCAGUUCAGUUUCAACCGCCUUCCUACACAGUACUUACUGCCUGCAGAAGUGGAGCAGUUUCAGAUCUUCUUCAUCACUGACCAGCCUGAGGGCCUCAUGUGGUACCAGGAAGAUCCAGAGCGAAUUACGUUCUUAGCAAUCAAGAAUGGAUACAUUCUUUUCGUCAAUAAAUACACUACUGGAAGUAGGUCAGAUGAAGUGACCAUUGGCAAGGAUCUAAGCAUUCGCUUUGAUGACAACAAAUGGCAUGACCUGAUCAUUGAUCGUCGGGGGAAGAGAAUCACCAUUACUGUGGAUAAUAAGUACCGUGCGAGGUACACCUUCUCAGGGUUUGCUCAGUUCCUGACACAGGCCGAUGUCUCAAUUGGCGGAGCGCACAAUGUUGGUGAAGUUACCGAAGGACGUGUGUUUUCCAAUUUCAAGGGAGGUUUAGGUCAGUGUUUGUACAAAACUGAAGUACGAGAUGGGUACAAAGACAUCAGGAAUGAAGUCAGCCUGAUUGCUGAAGUUUCAGAUGAGAAAGAAGGUAUAAUCAUCAGAGAAAUUGAUUGGUUUCCCACUGACGUGGUCAAUUUUCCAACUACCCCUCGACCAGUACCCACUCUUACUGCAGUGACCAUCAGAGAUGAGGGAGUUCAUUUUGUUUUACCUGAGACAUUUGAACCUCGGCCCACUGGUACCCUAGCUUUCAAAUUCCAAACUGUGAAGCCGAACUGCUUGAUUCUCUUUUCUUCGAACCCCACGGGCUCUAAGUUUAUGGCCCUGGAGCUCUACGAUGGGAACCUGUACCUAGUGAACAGGUUUGGUCAACAGGCUAUUCGCACUUUACUGUUGGAGGAUGCUGCCAAUGGGAAACCUCAUGAGGUUUCUCUUGGAUUUGGUGUGCGACGCAUCACGGCCACAACUGAUAGGAACACAGAGAGGAUCCGACUGCCUGUAUCAGACACACUUCCGCAGACUUUAGGUCCCUUGUAUGUGGGUGCCAUGCCUAAGAUGGACAGUCUGCCCUGGUAUACUUGGGCUCGCACUGGAUUCCAAGGAUGUAUUGAGGACCUGAAAUUAAAUGGAACCAUCAUUGACCUUCAACCUUUUCUCCAAAACCAGCAAUUGUCUGGGCGUGUGGAUCCAACCUGCACAGACAUGCCACAGCAAUGCUCAGAAGAUUUCAAACCGUGCGCCAAUGGCCAGUGCGUUACCUACUGGGGAACUUAUUUCUGUGACUGCAAGUACACGGAUUACUCUGGAAAGCUUUGUGAGAUCCCGGCUUGGACAGGGGUCUAUGAUGGAAGUACUUACAACAACUUGAACUUCAGGCCUCAGCAGAGCUUUCACCAUGAUGACAUCUCCUUCAGAUUCCAGACCAUGGCCUCAGAUGGACUUAUCUUUCAGACUCAUGCCCGCGAUGAUGAAGGGUACAUGAGAGCAGAGUUGGAUGAUGGACGCAUGAAAGUGUCCACUAAUUUUGGUGGACAGGAAGAGGAUGUCUACAUUGGAAGCAACUUAAAUGAUCGCAACUGGCAUACCGUUUACAUCCAGCGCCGCGGUGGCUCUUUAUGGGUGUGGCUAGAUGAGAAUAUAAACCAAGCAAAGGUUCUGCCCGGGUCAGGUUACUACCAUCUCGUAGAUGAUAUUGUUGUGGGAGGCUAUGAUGAUGAAAACUGGGUGGCCACCUAUGGAGAUCCGGAGUACUUCAUCGGAUACAUCCGUAACUUCAUGAUGGGAGGUUACAACAUUUUGGAAGAAGUCAAAAGUAGCGGAGGAAUCAACUUUUACCAGGAGCCCAACAUCCCACCUCUAAUCUUCCAAGACGUGACUUUCCCCACCUACGACACUCAUCUGGUUCUGCCUUCCCUUGGGGUUGUGUCUGGAAUAGAUAUCAACUUCUUAUUCCGGACUUUUGAUGAGAAUGGAAUUCUUCUUCUUAGUAUUAAACCUUCCGGCAACAUGUUUGUUGUGGAGCUUUUCCGAGGGAGACUUAUUGUCAAGUUCCGAAACCCGGGCAAAGCCCCAGUGGAAGUGAUCACCCCUGAUGGCUACAAGUACAAUGAUGGAAACUGGCACUCUCUGUCUCUGAAGGGGGAGCUCGUCUCUAACAAGAAGCAGCUUGUUGUCAACGUAGAUAGACUUAGCUCUGUCCAUACUUAUCUGGGUAUGGACCGGAUGAAGCUUGAUGGUCCACUUUAUGUUGGCGGAGCACCAGACAACGUCAUUGAGAACCCAAACCUGCAAGGGUUCAUAUCAUCAAGGAAUGGCUUCAGGGGUUGCCUGGCUUCUUUUGAUGUAGCCUCAUCCAUUUACGAUCUCUUUGAUUAUGGCCAAACUCAAGGGGUUAACAUCUUGGAUGCUUGCCAAGAAAUCAAAAGCAAAUGCACUGAAGACACCUGUAAAAAUGGCGGGAUCUGCCAUGACAAUCUCAACAAUGGAACCACUUGGUGUGACUGCUCCAAAACGGCUUUUGGAGGGCCCCUCUGUGCGGACGAGCCCCUGGGCUACUACUUCCGCAGUCUCGGUGACCCUGACCUCUAUGGAGCCAUGCUCUACAAUUAUCCCCCCGGCGAGCAGAAGAACAGCAACCAGGAUGAAAUCAUCAUGGGCGUCAUGACAGACGAAAAGAACGCUGUGCUCACCCGACUGGCCUCUUCCAAUUUGAACGAUUACGUCGAGCUGAAAUUGGUGAAUGGCUAUGUGGUUGCAACAUAUGACACCAACGGUCAAGGGUCAUCCACCACUAUUACCAAUGGAGAUGUGAUGGUGAGUGACGGGAACUACCACAUCGUGCGGUUUUUGCGCCAGUCAGAUAAAGCGAACCUCACCGUGGACAGCACAUCGGCUAACAUCAACCAUCUCAGCAAUCAUGACAACUUCAAUCGCUUGGGUAAUGUUUAUGUGGGUGGACUGUACAAAGAUAAUAAGAUGAUAAAUGGCACAGGAUUCAGAGGAAUCAUUGGCGGCCUGUAUGUAAAUGGACACCUAAUUCUUCCCGAUGCCAGCAGAGGCAAAAACACAGAUAUCUUCUCGGAUGCUGUUGUUGCCCCGCACCCUUUCCAGCUGGGUCCCCUGAAAACAACAGAAAAGCCCAACUGGGUGACAGAGCCACCAAUUGUUGGUCCAACGCCGGACAAAAAGCCGUUUGAUGUGAUCCCGGUGCUGCCCCCAGGUGUCGGUGGCGGUGGUUUGGCUUUCGGCGUGGGUGGUGGCCCAGUGGACAUUGUCGUGUACCCCGGAGGUAGUGGGGGUACAGCGGUGGGUGCUCCUGCAGCUGCCUUUCCCUUAGACGGCUCUGCGGCAUCUGCGGCUCGUGCCUCACUGUCUGUGAUUCCCCUCUUGCCUGCCAAAGGCCCUCGUGCAGGGGCCCUUAUGGGCAUCAUUUUGGGCAUCAUGGCCGCGAUCAGCAGCCUUAUAUGGGCCUUUUACUUGUGCAAACCAGGGUGUUGUUUUGGAGGAUCUGAGGCCCCACUCACAAUCUCGGAGCCCAAUGCAGACGCUUCAGCACCCUUCCUAGAUGCUAUACCCUUGGCUGAUGUUGGGGAUACUGGCAAGUUUCCUCUGCUUGCUGGUGAUGCUGGAGCAGGAGGCGGAGGUGGAGGUGGAGGAGGUGUGGACUUGGUGGAUUCUGGCUUAGUUAAAGGCGGAUAUGGCGGUUCACAUACUCUGAACGCGACACGCUCUCACCUAGCAUCCACCGCUUCCGCCGGCGCCUUCUCUGUGAAUGACCAUCAGAUCGGAGUCCUCAGCCCCACAUCUCUACAGUCCUACCACUUUGAAGGUGGUGACAGUGCCACGGCAGACUACGACAUUGCUAUAGGAGUCCACCACCCGAACUACAAGAGCAGCACUUUACCCGUUGGUCGUGGGGGAAUGGGCAGUGGUCACUCAACUUCCACACUGGCAUCCAACUACAACUACACGGUGAAGACCGCGCGCUCACUUGGCGCCUACAGUCACACCAUGGGCUAUGCAAGCAGCACACCCCAGAUCAUCGUGACCCCAGGUCCCAUGGGUGAGGAGGUCCGCGUGGACUGCUGCCUUAUGACUGGGAAUGGGCAGAGUGUGGUUACUGGGUCCAGCCUUGGGCCGCCUCAGGUUUGGAACAUGACGAAUGACAGAUUUGUGAUAGCUGGCUACUCCAACUCUCUUGACAACCAGGCUGAGUUUGUCGUCUUUGACAUGACUUUGACCUCCUAUAGCAUCAAUGACCCCACAAUCAUGCGAAUGGAUGCCGUACCGGAGUGCACAGCUGUGUUGCCUCAUGAUGAGGCGGUCACUGGUCUCAGGAAUGGUGAACUGGUCAUCUGGAGUCUCCGCGGUGCCCAGACGACUCGCUUCCUGGUGUCCCACAACAGCAAAACUGCUCACGCCCGAGAGGUGAAGGCCGUGGCGAGGUCGGAGAACAACCACUACCUGGUCUCUGCAUCUGCCGACGGGACGCUCAAACUGUGGGACCUCCACUCGGAGAGACUGCUGGCUACACUUAGUGGGCACACUGAUGAGGUGUGGUGCACAGCCAUCUCAGCAGACAACGAAGUCAUCGUAUCGGGCUCCCGUGACGGCAACAUUCGCCUGUGGAAGCUGCGGACAGCCCAGGAGAUCUGUGCCUUCAACGCCGGCGUGGACGUCUUCUACAUCACCAUGAGCCAGGACAAGAGCACCAUCGUUGCCCUGGGAGACAAAUACGGCGCUCGCAAACUCAUCAUGUUGCAGGUGGUCAGGUCAAAGAUCAAGAAACAGGUCCUGGUUUGAGGCGUUGAGCUUUUAGUCCCUCUGUCUUAAAGCACGUAUUGUUGUGCGAUACCUGUGCUCUAUCAUAUUGGCUCUAGCAAUUGUAGCAGUUUUUAUAUAAAAUUAAUUACUAUAUUGUUAGUUUGACCAAAUAUCUCAUGGUGUUACCAUUUUGGUUCUUGUUGAUCGUAAAAUUUUACUUACUUCUUUUAGAGUUAAACAAAAUUUCUAUGACUAUAUCCAGUAGUCCUGAUUCUUAAGACUGCUACAAGGGGCCAGUUCAUUUUGGUAUGUCAGACUAUGCUACUUCCUUGUUUUCAUACCAUGUGUGUGAUUGAAUCAAAAAAUUGUUUUAUUUGUGUUGUGUUGCUGUGCCGAAUGGAAGUAAAAAAGGGUGGAGCAGUGGAAACAAUUUUUUAAACUAGUAAUCCUUGAUCCAAGCCUAACUCUGGGCUAUUUAUUGGUGUUUUAAUAUUUUACACCUGAAAAGCCCCUGGAAAGAAAAAUAAUUAUUGAUGUAAGUCGCUUUUUGUUUUUAUCGGUUGAAGUGCAGUUUGAGAUUUUUUUCUGGCUUGACUUUUCCUGUUUAAAACUACCAUUUUUUUGGUAUUUAAGUAUGGCAUUUCUGAUCUCCUUUGAAUAUAUUAUUUCUUUGAAGUGAUGAUGCAUUGGUUAGAAGAUUUUGUAAAUCAUUUUUCAGAGAUCAGUUUUUAAAAAUGUUAUCCAUUACUCCCCCAGUUGUCAUAUAGAGUUUCAGAAUUUCUUACCUUUUUUUGUCAUGAGCAUCAUGAUUGUAAUCGUUGGCUUUGUAAUUGUUGGGAGAUUCUGGUAUUUGUGUGUAUGCUAGGGUAGAAAAGAACAAUUUUGUAUAGAACAAACAGUAAGGUUCAAGGUAAGCUAGUACUUAAGUUAUGUAACUACCUUUCUGAUGCAAUGUGGAUGUAGU